AUGGCGACUACGACAGCAACGGCGAUCCAGAGCAGUCGCCCUCCCAUCCUCCCUAAGGAUUUCUCCGCACAGCAGCCGGAGACCAUCCGCUUAUACCCCUUGAGUAACUACACAUUCGGCACCAAGGAGACUCAACCCGAGGAGGAUCCGUCAGUGCUGGCUCGCUUAAAGCGCCUGGAGGAGCACUAUGACCAGCACGGGAUGCGCCGUACCUGCGAGGGUGUCCUCGUCUGCCAUGAACACAAUCACCCACACGUCCUGAUGCUGCAGAUUGCCAAUGCAUUCUUCAAGCUGCCCGGUGAUUAUCUCCCCCACGACGACGACGAGAUCGACGGUUUCAAGAAGCGCCUGAACGAGCGACUGGCUCCUGUUGGCUCGCAGUUCUCGGGCGAGGGUGUCAACGAGGAUUGGGAGAUUGGCGACACAUUGGCUCAAUGGUGGCGACCGAACUUUGAGACGUUCAUGUACCCAUUUCUGCCAGGCCAUGUCACACGGCCGAAGGAGUGCAAGAAGCUAUAUUUCAUCACGCUACCGAAGAAGAAGGUUCUUUCCGUUCCGAAGAACAUGAAACUGCUGGCGGUCCCGCUGUUCGAACUGUACGACAACACCGCCCGCUAUGGUCCCCAGCUCUCCGCGAUCCCGCAUUUGCUCUCGCGGUACAACUUCGAGUUUGUCGAUGAGAAUGACAAUGUGGUGGCUGUCACCCCGGGCACGCCGCUGGCGGAGGACCAGAUCCCGCGCACUAAGGUGCUGGCGGGUGGGGAUGAUGGACAGGAUACGGGCAUGACGGAUAUCGGGGAGGGGGAGAAAGGGCCUGAAGUGCAGUAG
Messenger RNA from Penicillium canariense, 828 nucleotides. Its product is annotated as cleavage and polyadenylation specificity factor subunit 5. The record is from RefSeq and is a predicted model, not a curated record. Gene Ontology annotation, cellular component: mRNA cleavage factor complex. The transcript is spliced from 4 exons. NCBI's taxonomy places the organism in Eukaryota, Fungi, Ascomycota, Eurotiomycetes, Eurotiales, Aspergillaceae. Bases 1 to 828 code for a protein of 275 amino acids. Gene Ontology annotation, molecular function: mRNA binding.